AUGGCAGCUCGUAAGCGAACCCCGCUCCCGGUCUGGAAGCCAUGUGUAUACACUGACACGGUUUCUCCAGGUAGAAUAUUCGGUCUGGUCUCCCUCAUCCUGGUCGCAGCUGGCCUGCUAUUCAUGUUCUUCAUCCUCCUUGCCGGCGCCGUCGAUCAUGGUCCCGUCAACAAGUUCUACAUCCUUCAAGCCGACACCGCCAAUAUUCCGGGGGCACCAAGAGUCUCUCGGUGGUCAUACUGGAAUGUGUGUGGUGUUCAAAAUGGUCGCACUGUUUGCGGCGAUCAAGACUAUUCAGAUGUUCAUCCGGCAUACCCGCUCGAUCCCGCUUCUCAUCGCACCUUCGACACUCAUGUGAAUAUUCCCCAAAACUUCAUUGAUAACCAUGGAUACUACUAUUACAUGACUCGGUUCAUGUUUGCUUUCAUGCUCAUCGCUCUAUUUUUUGGAGUGUGCGCUCUUUUCACUGGAGUCCUUGCACUUUGCUCCAGAAUCGGCAGCUACCUGAGCGGAUUUUUGACCAUGAUUGCUGCGGUUUUCCAGGCAAUCAAUGCAUCAUUGAUGACAGCCGCUUACGUCAAGGGUCGCAAUAAUUUCCGCAACAACGGUCAGUCAUCCGACAUUGGCAAUUAUGCCUUUGGAUUCGAAUGGGCUGCCUUGGCCUGCUUCCUUAUCUCAACCAUCCUGUUCUGCAUGGGCGGAUCAACACAACGGGAAACCACGGCUUCUACACGACGCGGAUUUUUCCGUGGACGAAGGAGCCGGAGCACUCGAAGCAGAGGCAGCUUCGUUCACGAUAAAGAAUAUGGAUCAUAA
Molecule: messenger RNA, 816 nt
Organism: Rhinocladiella mackenziei CBS 650.93
Lineage: Eukaryota; Fungi; Ascomycota; Eurotiomycetes; Chaetothyriales; Herpotrichiellaceae
Exons: 2
Coding region: 1-816 (271 amino acids)
Biological process (GO): endocytosis; cortical actin cytoskeleton organization; fungal-type cell wall organization
Cellular component (GO): membrane raft; cell cortex; plasma membrane
Source: RefSeq, a predicted model, not a curated record